AUGGCCGACGCAGGACUCCCCGCUGGAGAUACCACUCCCGUUGAACACCUCAACAUCAAAGUGACCGAUAACAACAACGAAGUGUUUUUCAAGAUCAAGCGGUCGACGCAGCUCAAGAAGCUGAUGGACGCGUUCUGUGAGCGUCAAGGGAAGCAAUUUUCUACUGUCCGUUUCUUGUUCGACGGAACUCGUGUACGCCCGGAAGACACGCCAGAAACUCUGGAAAUGGCCGACGGCGAUACCUUGGAAGUUCACCAGGAGCAGAUCGGAGGUUAG
Molecule: messenger RNA, 276 nt
Organism: Aspergillus nomiae NRRL 13137
Lineage: Eukaryota; Fungi; Ascomycota; Eurotiomycetes; Eurotiales; Aspergillaceae
Product: SUMO family protein SMT3
Exons: 2
Coding region: 1-276 (91 amino acids)
Biological process (GO): protein sumoylation
Cellular component (GO): septin ring; nucleus
Molecular function (GO): protein tag activity; ubiquitin-like protein ligase binding
Source: RefSeq, a predicted model, not a curated record